Molecule: messenger RNA, 4168 nt
Organism: Branchiostoma floridae (Florida lancelet)
Lineage: Eukaryota; Metazoa; Chordata; Leptocardii; Amphioxiformes; Branchiostomatidae
Product: titin-like
Exons: 11
Coding region: 235-2067 (610 amino acids)
Biological process (GO): signal transduction
Molecular function (GO): protein binding
Source: RefSeq, a predicted model, not a curated record
UUUCACUCGUUUUUGACUUUCUGCAUUCGAUCAACCUAGCUUGCGGCAUAGACACUCAGACGUUGUGCUUCGAGACAUCGGACAAUCUACCCGGAACUUCAAUGACGACAGUGCCUGUCUUAAGGGUGUAGCAGACGCUACAAAGGCUGUAUUUCGAAACUAGCGACAAUCUACAAAAGAGGUGUCUGAAGAAAGUGCUUGUCGUGAAGGUAUCUUGCGAUCAAUAACGGAACUAUGGAGUUACGUCCAACGAGUCAGAGGCGGCAAAAGAAAGAAACUUCCAUCUCUGCUGCCCCGAUAUUAGGUAAAGGGAGGCAGGCACGACCAUCUCAAGAGGAAGCUAAUGCCCGCAAAAGAAUGAAGACAACUGAUCUGCGAGAAGGGUUUAAUGUCGUGGUGACUGAAAUGAGUGCCGACUGGCGGGAGCUGGGACACAGACUAGGGCUGACUCAUGAUUACAUUGAGGCAACCGACCAGAAGCAUCAAGGGAAGACGCCGCAGUGCUGCAGAGAAGUGCUCGAGCAGUGGCGCAAGGAAAGUGGUUCUCAAGCAACGUUAAAAAUGCUGGAGGAGGUUCUCAGAAAGGCACGUCAUGUGCGCGUGGCAGACAUGAUUAAAUGUAUAGGGGAUGACAGCGAAUCACCAAUCGCAAGCACGUCACAUACUCCUGGAACAGUCGAAGUGGUUAAAACAACUGAGUCCUGGAUAAAGAUAAAGUGGGCGCCACCGACCAUUUGUAUGAUUGGGACGCUGAUCGGCUACAUAGUGGAGCAUUCUUUCUUCCAAACUGAUGAAUGGGUGAAAGCACACGACCAAGGCUGCCUGCCGUCAUCUACAACAGAGUUCAAAGUGGGCGGCCUUACAAAGAAUGGGCAGUAUCAUUUCCGUGUAAAAGCUGUUUACCGUGGCCGCAAGCUGAGUGAACCAUCUUACUCAGGAUUGGGCAUAGCCAAGAUACAAGGUCAACCAUUACAACCGCGCAAUCUGCGUGUGACAGACCUUGACACUAAGGGGGGCAUCGUGAUGUUAGAAUGGCUCGAACCCGAAGAAGUCAACGAUGGCGACUUUCCUAUAACCUCCUACAUUGUCGAAAAACGCCUCCACAGCGAUUGGGUUUUGUGUCUUAAAACAUCGAAGCUGCAGUGCACAAUAAAAGGCAUUACAGACGUCGAAGACUGGAGGUUUCGUGUGUCUGCGAAGAAUAAGAAAGGUCUUCAGAGCGAUCCCUCUGAGAUGGUCAAUCCUGAGGUUCGCAUAAAGGUGGAUGUACACAACGCUGGCCAAGCAAAUAGGGAGGCUGUUAAAAAGGCUCUCUGGAAAUCAGCAUUUGAGCCUCAUGGGCUAUCAGGCAAGAAGAUAGAGGAGGGCAGCAUCGUCUUCGUGUACAGCUGCAGGGAUCCGAUUGGUCUCUGUAAUCUCUGGAUGAUGUACUGCCGGGGAGAAGUCUGCCAAUAUUUCCAGAAACUGCUCGUGACAGAGAAUGUACUUCGUACCUGUUCCACAACUGACGUCAAACUGGUAGUCACCAUUGAUCCAGAAGACUUCCGGGCCAGCGGCAAUCAUCUCCUCCUGACUCGUGAAACCAAACAUGGCUACAGAGUGUUGUCUAAAUCUCUAAACACAGAUCUGUUCUGCCUGAUAAACAACCUGGCAUCAUUCAAAGGGAAAACUACCAUGCUGACACAGGAGAACUCAAUCGCCGACAAAAUUGCUGGCACCUCCAACACAAACAGCGCACUACCAGGCACCGGAGAUGAAAGAAACCAAACAGUCUGUGAGGAUUUGAACGAGGCAGGAGCUUCGAAUUCUGUUCCGGUAGACAACGAAUCAUCCAGCAUCGACGGUGCCACUAUGGCCGCACGUCCUACUCCAACUUCUGCACAGCUCCAUAGUGCAUUCGACACGAUCUGUUACUGGAUGAAAGUUAGUGACCACAAGUGCUACGGCAGCUUCAAGGAAAUCGAGGGAGAAGUACACCGUUAUCUAAUCGGUGCUGCGAAGAAAACGGAAUCCAUCCGACAUCUCUUUCAGCCAGCAGCUGCAGGCAAAUAUGUUAAGUUUGAAUAGAGUUACUAAAGAUUUGAAUGAAAAUCAAUCACCCUCAAAUUUACUCUUCAAAAGAAAUAACCAACGGAUGAGCUGCGCCACCAUUUUACCAUUUUUCUCAAACGCUUUAGCAUAAUUACAGAAGUUUUAUGCAGGAUAAUUAAAUGGGUCAUUCUUUUUUAAGGUACAGACUUUGGUAGAUAAGUAGACUCAGCAACUUCAAGAUGAUAAUUAGGCGAUGAGGACGCUUUCGAGUAUCGCAGGGUUACUUAACAACUUGGGUACCUUGGUGAUUACAAAAAGGUGGGUAUCAUGAGAAUUCACUAUAGAUUAGGCGGGGUGUCUACAGUGAAAGCACUGUACAUCCUACUGCUCAUCCUGCCUCAUCAUGCUCAUCCAUGCCUGAGUAACUUCGGGGGAGCUUAGACAAUAAUCGGCAAUAAUCAUUCAUGAUCAGACACCACAAAUGUACCGAGGCAUCUAUCGUCACAGUGAUAACACUGCACAUCCUAAUCUUGCCGCCUCACUAAGCAGUUUGAACAGAAGGAGGCCAGCUAUUAUGAAAAGUCAGACCGAUGAACCAGUGUAUCUAUGGCGAUGCCCCUGCACAUCCUCCCUAUUUUACUGUACAUCCUCAAUUCAACCCACGUUACAACUUUGGCAACACCUGAAGAAACCUUGGUGAUCACCGAAAGGCAAUUAACUAUUGCGAACAAUCAAUACAGAUGAGGCGGAUCAUCUAUGGUGAGGAUACUGCGCAUUCUGACUUUGCCAGAUCAUGUAACAACUUAGGUAACGUCUAGAGAGAACGUGGUGAUCACAGAAAGGCGGUAAGCUAUGAUGAGCAGUCACUGCAGAUGAGGCUAAUUGUCUAUGGUGAGGACACUGCACGGUCUCACAUCUUCAGCUCACGUAACAACUUGGUUAAAGCCUGGAGUAACGUUGGUGAUCACAGAAAGGCGGUACGCUAUGAUGAGCAGUCACUGCAGAUGAGGCUAAUUGUCUAUGUUGAGGAUACUGCACGGUCUCACAUCUUCAGCUCACGUAACAACUUGGUUAAAGCUUGGAGUAACGUUGGUGAUCACCGACAGACGACAAGCUUUUAUACACAGGCACUUCAGAUGGACCGGAGUAUCUAACUUGAGGAAACUUCACAUUCUGACAUUACAGGAAACUAAACAAGGAUCGCUUUUUAAAAAGCUGACCAUUCGACAAUUGUCUAUGGUGAGCAUUGAACGGUGUAAUGCUAGGUCAUGUAAAUGCUUUUUGUAUCUGUAUCUAUAUAGCCGGUAUAAUCGCCAUUCGGCGUAACACACCAGCUUCGCAGGCAGGCGGUGCGGCAGCAGCUGGUUAUAUUACACUGACCGAUUCGUCACACCUAACUUGUGCACAUCUAUUUGCAAGUGUUCUUUAGAGCUAUCCAGAGACGAUGCCCCUACUGUGCUUGGUGGUAGCAAAUUCCUGAUCUGGCUUUGUCUAUAUAUGUAGAAAUUAGGAGGUAAUUUGCAUUAUUCCGAAUGAAAGUAGGUGCAUUCGAAGAAGUGAGUUUGACAAAAAUUGGUAUUGGGGAAAAUCAAACAUAUAGACUUAAAUGAGAACUAAGCAUAUUGUAAUCUUACAGUGGUCCAUGGUAAAUGAACUUCAUUUUUGCGUCAUAUCCAAGAUGUGCAUGUUGACAUAUUUAAAUAAUGUAUUUUACUUCUUAUGACCAUAUACAGGGAUAUGCUACUGUAGCCUACUUUGCUGAAAUAAGCGUUUCUUACUUUGUGUAGGUGGCACUUUUCAAUUUAGCUGGCGCUUCUAGUAGGCUGCCGCAAAUUUUGAGACUCCGAUGACUGACACUCAUAUCGAGUAUAAAUCUACUAAUAUCUGGAUACCUGCUACCAAUCGGGACACUGUCAUUGGACUGAAAGGUGGUUUCGUGAGAGAAUUUUAUCGUCGUGUCUGAUCUGUGUCUGCGACUCAAGUACCGAAAGCUGGGUGUCAGGAUACGACACCUCCAGCAUAGCCAGGUAUUGUAGUCAACAAGAAGACGAAAGCUCCUCUGAAUAACUAUAUACAACUGCCUUUGCGCUCCCUGGGCGUUCUCCAAGUAACACCAAGACCAAGAGGCUGUAAAGCC